Messenger RNA from Iphiclides podalirius (scarce swallowtail), 567 nucleotides. The record is from the annotation of a GenBank genome assembly. NCBI's taxonomy places the organism in Eukaryota, Metazoa, Arthropoda, Insecta, Lepidoptera, Papilionidae.
AUGCAGUUUAUUUGCUACAGAGGUGUCCCCGGCAUGGGGCGGACUGUCGCGAUACCCAGCGACGACAAUUACUACUACGUAUUGGUAAGGCAGCUGUUCUACUGGCAGCACGCGUACGAGAACUGCCUCAGGAUGAACGGCACACUGGCCAGCGUGGAGAGUCGCGACAUGCUUACACAACUGCUGCUGGUGAUGGGUGAAAACAAAGACGAGCCUGUCGAACAUAUAUGGGUGUCUGGACGCCUCAACAUGACGAAGGACCCCAACACCGAACUGGUCACGUACCUCUGGCUGAAUCCGGUGAACGGGAAACGGUUACCCGACCCAAAAACUGACGGCGAACACUUAUAUGGGAUAUACAUGCCUCCGUGGCUAGAUGAAGAAUUCUCAAUGGAUAAUCCCUGCUUGAAUCUUGACCGUCAGGAUCAUUUAAAUGGAUUGGUGUAUGGAAUGUCAUGUGACACACCCCAAUACUCCAUUUGUAUAAUUGAGAAAACAGGUCAUAAGCCCAUGGAAAAUGCCAUAGAAGCUAGUGAAAUUCCUUCAGGACAACAUGGAAUUGAACCU